GCCCCGCCUAUCGCCUGACACUCCUCCUUUACGCCCUCCAUUCAUUCAUUCAUAUAUACAUCAGGACUUCACGCAAAGUUCUCUGCAAAGGUGUUUGUUUUUGGGGUAACUGCGCACCAAAUCUCUAUAACAGGGAGAAUCAGCAGUGAGUGGUCUGAUUUACUACUUAACUUUAAGUCCAUUUGCUGUCCAGGAAGGCAACAGCACUUACAGACACUGACCCAAAGCGCUAAUUUACUCUCAGAAUUUGACACUGUUCCGUCAUCUUUAGAAACGGUAUACAUCACAUAUGUUUGUAGUUUAACAAAAAAUAGCUUGUAGCACCCCAGCGUCAGUUUUGCUUUACUCAAAACCAAAAGGCUUGUGGUGAUUUUACCCCCUUCUGCUCAGUAUGCGAACUGUUCCUUUUUGUAUCAUACAAUUAUUCUAUGUUCUGAUACUGAUGGACACGUGUUUUGGUGGAUGGCACAAUGCCCCUUGGUCCCCAGCUAGUGAUAACGAGCACCGAUUUUGCGCCAUGUCACUAUCCCAGUCGUCCAAAUUAGCCAACAGAUACCUCAGUUAUCUGUCUCAGCAAUAUGGGGUCAUUCGCCUCGUUCAGAGUAUGUGGGAUGCGCAAAAUCGUUUGCUGAAAUGCUCCAUUACCAGUGAUAAGACCCUCACUGACGCUUACCAAACAUUUUGCCAGGAAGGCUCUCAGAACAGCACUAAUAAAGGGUGGUUCAGCUGGAACCGGCGUCCAGACCUUCUCCAACUCGCCCGGAAUCUGGAAGUGAACGCACAACUUUGUAGUGAUGCAGCUGGAACCUGGUGGGCUCAUAAACAUGUCAGACGGGUCAAAAGAGCUGUCGGAGAGAAAAACAAACCUGUUAACAUGCUGGAGGAAAGUUCUGUUGGCAGUGAUGUAACGGAGGAGUCAGGCCAAAGAAGGACUAAAAGGGGACUGACAUUUCCCGGGACCCUGUGGUGCGGAGCCGGUACUUCAGCAACAAACUUCACUGAGCUGGGUAUGUUCAGGGAGACAGACAAGUGCUGCCGGAAGCAUGACCACUGCAAACACAUGAUUCAUUCUUUUGACUAUGGCUAUGGAGUUUUUAACUACAGACUGCACACGAUCUCCCUCUGCAGUUGUGAUUUCAGGUUUAAACAAUGCCUCUUGAAUCAGAAUGACACAGUUUCUACUAUUGUGGGUGUUACUUACUUUAACGUCUUACAGGUCCCCUGCUUUGUCCUCCAAAACAAGAGAAGAUGUCCAAGGAACAGCAACUGCAGGCAAAAAAAAGCCCAAGUAGCCACAAUACGUUAUCAGGGGAACUAUAACUACACACAUCCUUAUCAAGAUGAAUGGGAUGAGUAUUAUAGGGCCAGGCAUCCUAACCGUCACAGACAUCUGAAUGCCACAAAAUUGUCUCUGCCAGAGCUAACCAGCAAGACUGAAAUACCUAAAAAUGGAAGCAAAGCACAUGAAUCCAAGGAAAUUACCACAGCUAGUCCAUCUGCUGAAAGUAGUAAAGUGGUGACUUUUGUUGACAUGCCCUCGGGUGACCAGGCAGAUGAAGACAGCCAGACAAAAGCUGUGAUUUUUCUUGACAUACCCUCUGGUGACAAGGCAGAUGAAGGCAGCCAGACAGAUAUAAUUCAUACAAUAAAUUGGACAGUACCACUUUCAAAGAUCCAUCGUACAACUGUGUACAAUGAAGUUUUCUCAAAACAAAUGCCAGAAAACAUCUCUGUCUCCCCAUUAAAUACAUCUGAGACUUUCUUAUAUUAUGUACCAGAAAACACCGCACACUCCCCUUUAAAUACAUCUGAAAGUUUGUCUCAUGUACCAGAAAACUACUCACUCUCACCACUAAAUAUGUCUGAGGUUCUUCUACACAGUUUACCAGAAACCAUCUCACGCUCAUCAUUAAAUGUAAAUACAUCUGAGACUUUCUUGCAUCAUAUUCCUGAAAGCAUCUCACUGUCCCCGUUAAAUGCUUCUGAAACUUUUUUAAACCAUCCAGCAAAAGACAUGUCAAUUUCAUUAAAUACAUUGAAGGCCUUUCAUCACAGUCUAACAACUCAAGAGUCAACAAGUUCUAUGUUACUAAUGUCCAAAAGUUCCCAUCAUAGCACUGGCCACAAAUCUAAGAGCACACAUUCCACAUUAUCACCAGUUUCUGAAAGGACAACUUUGAGACCAACCAUGGAGCUGGAAAAUACACUUUCAAUGCCAACACUUUGGUUUGGAAAGGAAAAUCAAAACCAUGUAAAUGAGGCUGACAUUAACCUCCCUCAUCAGAACCCAAGCAGGAACCAUAGCCAUUCCAAGGAUACUGGAGGAAAAGAUGCUGAUUUCACUCGUAUCAAAGAACAACUGAAAAACCAGUAUAUCUCCAAAGGCUGUGGCUGUUACCGUCGUUUUGAUGAAUGCGAGUACAAAAUUGCCCCAAAUGACAUCUUGUUUCACUUGCAGAACUUGGACAAGACUACUUUGUACCACUGUAACUGCACUAGAAGGCUCGCAAGACAACUGCGGAAGUUGAAGGGAGUUAACGAAGUGGAAGAGGUGUUGCCACAAUACGUAUCCCCGCUUUGCUUUAACUUGAGAUACAGCACAACGUGUACAAGCACUGAAGGCUGCACUGAAAAUACCACUGCUAUUCUAGCUGAAGCCAGGCAUCUACAGAGGGCAAUCAAGUAUCGGAAGCGAAGGAAACCUCUGGCAGUCCCACUUAAAGUAAAGAGGCAUGGAGAUGAUGUUUUAGAAGAAAAAGCCCCUAAACCAGUCAGACUUUAUGAUAAAUGCCUACAGUUUACACAAGCUUUGCAGCAAAAAGAUUAAAAUAAUUCCUGUGGUUUUUAAUCAGUAUUAAAGCAGCCUGAGGGUAUAUGGUGCAAACACUGGCUCGGGAGAUUGUUUACAUUGCACAAAGUACACCUUGGGGGCUUGUUGUAGCACUGGGCAGGUAACUGCUCUUGUUCUAUUGUAGGUCAGGAAACAUUCUGAAGAGCAGGAGCAUUGAGGGUGGUGAAUGCACAAAUGUAUUUCUUUCCACUUACUGCAGUUCUGUUUGAUUCUUACAUUUAUACAGUCAUCCUGCAAGUUUCUUAUACAAAUGUCCUCUUUAUCUGAACAGAUAGUGUGAUGCUGGCAUCAAGGAAAGUACCAAAUUGUCUAGCACAUGGGAGAGUGAGUUUUCUUGUCAAAAUUGGUCAUAAAAAGAACCUACACACAGUUGGUAGGUGCCUUAGUUUAAACACACAAUUGAAAUGCUCCUAAACAGCUACAGACAAAACAUUCUUUUUCUUUGUGUUUUGAGCUUUACUAUCCAGAUCAGUAAUGUGGAGAGGUGAGGCACAUAGUCUCCCCUUUCCCUUCAUUGCCAUAAGGGUAGGUUCAAAAAUGCACUCUGGUUGUUUUUGGGACAGGACCUCACAAGCAUGAAGAGGGAAGGAGGCCUGGAACACUAGCCUAUGAAUGCCCUCUGCUGGAGAUUUGGGGAAGUACAGGUCAAUGAGGCUGUAAAUUAGAGUUUUUGUAGAGAACAUCAAAAAGAUUUGGCUGUGAGUGUGACUUCUGCUUCACAAUUAUUUGGAACAAAAAAAAAAAAAAACUGCAACACUGUGGGACAUUGUAAAGUCUGUUUUCCUGACUGCACAUCAGCACCACAUUCUGGGAUUCUUGCUGCCUGUCUUCUGCAUAAGAGGCAGAUAUUUUGUGUACCUUUCUACCUUUAAUAAUAGGGAGAGAAAAUAGCAAGCAGUCAGUACUGGACAUUGAGCUUGAAUGUGCCUACUGUACCUUAAUCUUGUAUUUCCAUGUUUGGCAGACCUUAUUUGAAUCUUGUUUAUUAUCUAAAAUAUUAUAUAAAAAGAUACAGCAGUGCUGAGAACAUGAUCUGUAAAUAGUUUUGUAUUUAUGACCACUAUUUAUUACAAAAUGGAAACUUCAGUUGUGUUGUGUUUCAUUACUCUGCAUGCAAUUUAACUGUAAAUGUGGUGCGUGUGUGCGUGCAUGAAUUGUGAAUAUUCGUAUGUGUAUGUGGGGAUUAUUUAUUUGUCUCAUUGCUUUCUGCAAUAGCUAGUUAAUCUCGCCACUUUUGUAAAUUUCAGGACUUUUUUCACAGAACUGUGCCUUGACAAUACAUUACAGAAACAGACCAUAAUCUAGUGAUAACAUGGAUAUUUUCUAACAUUGUUUAUAUUAUCAUUGUUACGCACAGUGUAGCAGAAAACAAUGCUACACUGAGGUGGAAGCUGAAAAAAAACACUGAUGCAUCCCUUGUUUGUGAUAUCAGCUUAAAGUCGUUUGGGUGGGGGGAUUGCAGCAUUUUCUGUCUAAGCAGUAACAUGGUUUAUCAAAACUGGAGACCAAUGUAUUGUCCAACAGAUCUGUUGAAAGACGUUAAAAAAUAAAUAAAUAAAAAAUAAAGGGAUGUCAUCUGCCUACUAGAUGCCUACUAGAUGUUUGUUUUACAUUUUGCUUGUAUAAUAAACUGAUUGUUCUUUCCACUAAUUA
Molecule: messenger RNA, 4504 nt
Organism: Protopterus annectens (West African lungfish)
Lineage: Eukaryota; Metazoa; Chordata; Ceratodontiformes; Protopteridae
Gene: PLA2G3
Product: phospholipase A2 group III
Exons: 7
Coding region: 392-2827 (811 amino acids)
Biological process (GO): phospholipid metabolic process; arachidonate secretion
Molecular function (GO): A2-type glycerophospholipase activity
Source: RefSeq, a predicted model, not a curated record